GCCAUUGACUUGUCUACACUUACCUAAUUCCAUACUAAACUAGCUCCUGUUCUUGCAACAUUUGUGUACACAACAACCGUCUCUUCCCUUGGUUCAGUUCCGAGCGUUUCACGAUUUCGUUCAUCUGGUUCUCUCCCGCUCUGCUCGGUUGAAUCUGAAGGAUGAGUAACAGGAGAACCUGGCAGUUUCUUCCGGCUCUAGCAGUUUUGCUGCCGUGUCUGGUUUGGAUUUCUCACGGAUAUACUCCUCCGGACAGUUACCUCAUAGACUGUGGAUCACAGACCAAUACCACAGUCGGCGGUCGGAUUUUCCUAGCCGAUCAAUCAGCCUCGAACUUCCUCUCUACCCCACAGAAUGUCCUGGCUGAAACCUCGAACUCUGUCCCUUCAUCCGAAUACUCUCAGCUCUACCAAACCGCCAGAAUCUUCACUGGCACCACAAAGUACACCUUCUUUAUCUCCCGGACUGGGAGGCACUGGAUCCGGCUCUAUCUCAACCCAUUCCCUUAUGAUGGUUUCGAUAUGAGCACGAUGAAAUUUGCGGUGUUGGUUCAAGACUCUGUUCUUCUGAAUGAUUUCAGUGUCAGCAGUGCCAUUAUGAGGGAAUUUUCCGUAAACGUGACCUCGGGCACCUUUGUCAUUACAAUCAUGCCCUCUACUGGGUCGUUUGCUUUCCUGAAUGCACUAGAAGUGGUAUCCAUGCCCGACGAGAUUAUAGUAGAUGAAGCGGGAACUCUUCCCCCUGGAAAGUUUGGGGGCCUAACAGGCCAGACCCUGGAGACAGUCUGGAGGGUGAACAUGGGCGGGCCCCUAGUCUCAUUCCGGAAUGACACGCUAUUCCGGACUUGGGUCCCCGACAGCCCAUUCCUGAUUAACAGUAACCUGGCGAAAAACUUCUCAAACAUAGGAGCCGUCAAGUAUGUUCCUGGAAUGGCAACACAAGACAUUGCACCCAGAUCAGUGUAUGGCACCGUAGCAGAGAUGAAUACACAGGGCAGUCUCAAUAACAACAUCAAUGUUACGUGGGAGUUUACCAUCGAUGUGGGGGCCAGGCACCUUGUUCGGUUCCAUCUAUGUGACAUUGUGAGCAAAUCUCUUAACCUUCUAUACUUCAGUGUCUAUAUCGACUCAUCAGUUGUUGCUCCUGACCUCGAUUUGAGUAGAAUCUCAUCCAACACUUUGGCUGCGGCCUAUUACUUUGAUAUAGUAACCCCAGUGUCAGAGAGCAAUAAGAUCCUAGUCAAAGUUGGGCCAUCUAAACGGUUUGCAAGUAACCAGAAUGCGAUUCUUAAUGGGCUGGAAAUCAUGAAGCUGACCGAUGGCAAUGGAGCUCCUUCAAGUUCGAGCUCGGGAAAGAGUGUUUUCUUAAUUGCUGGUGUCAGUGGAGGAGUGUUUGUUGCAUUAGUACUUUUUGUAGGGAUCGGAUAUCUGCUUUGCCUGAGGAGGAGCCAAAGGAGAACUGCAAAUUCAGAACUGUCAAAGUCGUGGAUUCCUUUAUCGACUGAAGGGGGGACGCCCUCUCGUUCUAUGGGAAGCAAGUACUCUAAUGGAACGGUGACAACUGCUAGUCCCGCCCACUAUUUUGGGUACCGAUUCCCAUUUAUAGCCAUUCAGGAAGCAACAAAAAAUUUCGGCGAGAGUGAGAUCAUUGGGAUCGGCGGGUUUGGGAAAGUCUACAAGGGAUCCUUGAGCGAUGGGACAAGAGUGGCUGUUAAGAGAGGGAAUUCCCGGUCCCAGCAGGGCCUUGCAGAGUUUCGGACUGAGAUCGAGAUGCUCUCACAGUUCCGCCACCGGCAUCUGGUCUCUUUGAUUGGUUAUUGUGAUGAAAAUAACGAGAUGAUCUUGAUUUACGAGUACAUGGAGAAUGGGACCCUGAAGAGCCGGCUAUAUGGCCAUGAGCUUCCUAGCCUGGGUUGGAAGGAGCGGCUUGAGAUCUGCAUUGGGGCGGCCCGUGGGCUCCACUACCUCCACACUAGCCAUGCAAAGGCCGUGAUCCACCGUGACGUGAAGUCUGCAAACAUCUUGCUAGACGAGAACCUCAUGGCAAAGAUGGCUGAUUUCGGGCUCUCCAAGGCAGGGCCGGACUUAGACCAGACCCAUGUGACCACUGCUGUAAAGGGGAGCUUUGGGUACUUAGACCCGGAAUAUUUCCGGAGGCAGCAGCUAACUGAGAAGUCUGAUGUUUAUUCCUUUGGGGUAGUCCUAUUUGAGGUUCUAUGUGCAAGGCCCGUUAUCGAUCCGUCCCUCCCUAGGGACAUGGUGAACUUGGCAGAAUGGGCAAUGAUGUGGCAGAAGAAGGGGCAACUGGAGCAAAUCAUAGACCCCGCCCUUGCAGGGAAGAUUAAGGCAAUUUCUCUUCGGAAGUUCGGGGAAACAGCUGAGAAAUGUUUGGCUGACUUCGGGGUCGACAGGCCCUCCAUGGCUGACGUCUUAUGGAAUCUUGAGUACGCCCUUCAGCUUCAGGAGGCAGGCAUGCAAAGGGAUAAGGAACACAGUAAUACAAUUAUGAUCAGCGAGCUAUCUUCUGAACUGAGCAGUCUGAGUCAUGUUGACAGGAUUCUUGCAGCUGCUCAGUUUGAUGCUUCAAGCGAGGGUGAAGUCUCGAUCAGCCAAGUGUUCUCACAGCUCGUGAAAUCAGAGGGAAGGUGAACUGACCAACGCUGGGGAAGUCUGUUCUUUCGGCUUUCGUUCUUCAAAAUCAUAACUGUUGAACUUACAUGCAGUAUGUACUGUUAUCCUCUUUACUUUGUGUACAUUCAUCGAAAGUUAUACUUGCUCGUUGAUGUUUCUCCAUCUAAAUGAACUGGUCUCGGUUGAUUUUGAUUGUUA
Messenger RNA from Punica granatum (pomegranate), 2828 nucleotides. NCBI's taxonomy places the organism in Eukaryota, Viridiplantae, Streptophyta, Magnoliopsida, Myrtales, Lythraceae. The record is from RefSeq and is a predicted model, not a curated record.